Cyprinodon variegatus (sheepshead minnow) is the source of this 3834-nucleotide messenger RNA. RefSeq names its product protein NLRC3-like. Gene Ontology annotation, molecular function: protein binding. The transcript has 9 exons. NCBI's taxonomy places the organism in Eukaryota, Metazoa, Chordata, Actinopteri, Cyprinodontiformes, Cyprinodontidae. The record is from RefSeq and is a predicted model, not a curated record. The coding region runs from base 125 to 3214 and encodes 1029 amino acids.
GCAUGCAAACCUCGUGGCUCAUAGAGGGAUGAUCACUGACGGACCUGAGGCUGAUAUGAAUUAUUUAUUAUUAAAGGAAAUAAAAGGAAGAAGCAGCUAAAACAUAUUUUAACCAUCAUCAACAAUGUCUGACAAGAAGAGGCGAAAGACGUCUGCAACAGAGAGCACGGCCACUAAUGUGUCCUCAGAGUCAACAGUUUGUCCUCAGAAGGAUGCUGAGAGCUCAACAAGCCCAAGCCGUGUCUCUCUUAAGAGCGCCACUUCCAUGUUUUUGCCAUUUGACUUCAGGGAAGGCAGGUUAAAAAGUGAGAAACCCAGGGAAGAGCUUACAGGCUGUGCAUUAUCUAAAGAGCCACUAACAGAUUCAGCGAACUCUAUGUGUGGACACCUGUCAUGUGGGCAUUGUGGCACUUUGGUAUUGGAACAGGUUGAAUCACCGAAAAGUUCCUUCUGCUUGAAGUGUGGUGAGAAAUUAUCAAAAGACACAGAUAAAGACACAGGAAACAAUGUCAUUUUGGAAGCAAAGAGAAAUCUCCAAAAUGCAUUGAAAAAUAAAUUCACAUUAACAUCAGAAGGCAACGGUGAUCAGCGCAAUCCCCUUAAAAGCAUCUACACAACACUGUUCAUCACCACAGGAGAGAAUGAUAAACAAAAUGAAGAACAUGAAUACAAACGGCUCAAACAUGCUCGGAGAGGUCAACCCUCAUCUGAUUGUUUAGUCAAUCUUAAUGAGAUCUUCAAACUGAUGCCUGAACAACAGAAACCACACAGAACAGUCCUUACAAAGGGAGUUGCUGGUAUUGGAAAAUCAUUUGCAGUCCAAAAGUUUAUCCUUGACUGGGCUGAAAGGGAAGCAAACCAAGAGACUGAUUUUAUUCUCUGCCUUGCCUUCAGAGAAUUGAACUUGAUUACAGGAGAAAAAAGCCUCCAUGAGCUGCUGACUGAGUUUCACCCAGAACUACAACCCUUAAAAGAUCAUCAAGAAUAUGCCAAAGCAAAGGUUAUAGUGAUCCUCGAUGGUCUAGAUGAGAUCAAACACCAGCUGGACUUUGGUUCCUCAACCAAAGUAACUUCUCUAAGUGAUGUCACAUCUGUAGGUAACCUUCUUGUAAACCUCAUCAAGGGUAACCUCCUUCCUGAUGCAAACGUCUGGAUAACUUCCCGUCCAGCAGCAGCCAGUCAGAUCCCUGCAGAGUACAUUGACAUGGUGACAGAGAUAAGAGGGUUCACUGAUGCUCAGAAAGGUGAAUAUUUUCAAAGGAGAUUUAGGGAUAAUUCUGUCGCUAACAGAAUAACAUCAUAUAUUCAGUCGUCACAAAACCUUGACAACAUGUGCCAGAUCCCAGUAUUCUGUUGGAUUACCGCUGUCUUAUUUGAAGAAGUCUUUGGCAAAAAUGAAGAAACACAAGUUCCCCAAACUCUGACAGAGUUGAUGUCACAUUUUGUGUUUGCACAGACAAAACGUAGAAGCAGAAAAUAUGAUCGGAACCCAGAGAAAAACAGAGAGAAGCUCCUAAAGACUCAUAGAGAGUUCCUUCUGAAACUUGGAAAGCUUGCAUUUGUCCAGCUUUUAGAAAACAAACUCAUCUUCUAUGAAGAAGACCUGGAAGACUGUGGCAUUGACGUUGCAGAAGCAUCAAUCUACUCCGGUUUAUGCAACACUGUUCUCCGGGAAGAGGAAGUCUUCUCCCAGAGAAAGGUCUUUUUCUUUGUCCAUCUUACUCUUCAAGAGUUCUUUGCCGCUCUACAUGUCUAUGAGUGUUUGAAAAACAAGAAAAACAAUGAACUUAAGGAUUUCCUUUCUAUAGAGGAAAAAGACCCAUCUGUACUUGAUUUAUUGAAGAUGACCGUUGACAAAGUUCUGGAGAAGAGGAACGGCCACUUAGACUUUUUCCUGCGAUUUCUUCUUGGCCUAAUGGUUGAACCCAACCAGAGAUUCCUCCAGGGUCUGUUGACUCCACUUGACCAAUGGGAUGACAUUGACAGGAAAAUCCUAACUUACCUGAGAUCUAUUCGAAGAAAAACUCUCUCUCCAGACAGCUGUAUCAACAUCUUCCAGACCAUGAUUGAAAUGAGAGAUCACAGGGUCAAAGAUGAGAUUCAGGAAUAUCUUCAACUUUCUGACCAUUCAGACAUGGAACUGGCUCCUUUGCACUGCUCUGCUUUGGCCUACAUGCUGCAGAUGUCCAAGAAUGAUCUGGAAUUACUAGAUCUAAAGAGCUACAAAGCAUCAGAUGAUGGUAGAAGGAGAUUGAUACCAGCUGUGACGAGCAGCAAAAAAGCAGUGCUUGCAAAUUGCAAAGUAACAGCCCAUUGGAUGGAACACCUGGCAAAUGCUCUUAGCUUCUCCUACUCAGCUCUGCGUGAUCUCGACUUGAGCAACAAUGACCUGAGGGAUUCAGGAGUGGAGCAGCUUUGUCAUGGGCUCUCCAGUAAGUCCUGCAAACUGGAGAUACUAAGGCUGUCUGGUUGUUUGGUCACAGAAAAUGGCUGCAAACAUCUGGUCCUGGCUCUUCGGUCCAACCCCUUCCACCUGAUGGAGCUGGACCUGAGCUACAACCAUCCAGGAGAUUCUGGAGCUAAGCUGCUGUCUGAGCUGAAGGAUGAUCCACAGUACAAGCUCAGCAAGCUCAACCUUCGCUAUGCUGGGACUCACAGAUUAAAGGCUGGCUUUAAAAAAUAUGCCUGUGAACUCACUUUUAGCCCUGAUGCAGCCCACCAGAACCUGGUUCUGUCUGAGGGAAACAGAAAGGUGACUUGGUUGGAGGAUGAUCCGCCUCAUCUUCAUCCCAUAGAACACUCUGAUCGUCACCAACAGGUGCUUUGUAAUCAGGCGCUAACAGGGCGCCAUUACUGGGAGGUGGAGGUCUCUGGAUCUUUAAGCAUUGGGGUCACACAUGAGGAUGCGUUAAAGAAAGGGAAGAUGGGGGAUUUCAAGAUGGGGCAUAAUAAGGAUUCCUGGUGUUUGGUUUGUUCCUAUGAUGGUUUCCAUGUUUUGCAUCACAGCCACAGACUAGACGUGCCUUCCCUUGGAUGGCGCACCAGUCGGUUGGGGGUGUAUCUUGACUGGCCUGGUGGUACUUUGUCUUUCUACAGAGUUUCCUCUGACAGUUUGAUCCAUCUGUAUACUUUCAAAGGAGCUUUCAGUGAGCCUCUUUAUCCUGCAGUGGAACUUAACAUCCUGUCAUCCGCCGUAUUUUGUCAUCUAAACUAAACUAAAUGGGCCACUUUACAUAUGCAUGUGCGUGUUCUCAAUUAUCAGGGCGAUCAUUUGAAAAAGAUUUGGUUUUUAAUUUAGAAGUUUACUAUUAUUUGAAACUGCUUCUCAGUGUUACUGCACCUUGAAUUGCUUUUAAUCUUAAUUUCGAAUUACAUACUUAGCCUAUAAGCCUGAAUGAAAUGUAUCAAAACUAAUGAAAAUUCAGUUAGACUUUUUGUUUUCUUUUCUUUUCUAAAAGACAACUUAAUUAUGCGUGGAGUUCAGUGGAUUUGGGUUUAUUGGUGGGAGGUGGGCUUGGUUUUUAGGCAUGCAGUGUCGGCAGUGGGGAUACAUAUUAAGGUAGUAGGUGGGUACACGUUUUGGUUUGCUUUUAACAUUUUUCUGGUUUUUAAAGUAUUGCAAGUAGUUCAGUUUGGAUGUAAAUUGGCGCUCAUGCAGCUCUGUGGAAAACUAUUACAUUUAAAUUAAAUUGAAGCAUCUAGAACUGACUCCAGAGGGCCGAAAUGGUGACUUUGUUGAUGUAGUGGAGCUACAGGCAGCUCCUGCAUCAUCUGACAGUGUUUAAGAGUAAUUAUUUGAGAUCAACAGAUGUAGAGGUUGUGUGGUUAACAUGU